AGCACCACUAAUUAAAUUCUCUAUAAAACAUAAGAGAGUCUAAACACUGUGGUAGAAAAAAAUAUAGACUUUUAGAUAUGUGUAGUAAAAUAACAUUAGUGUUAACUUUAUUUUCCAGUUAUUUCAUAUCAACAGAUGCUGUGAAUGGAUCAUUUCCUGCGCUUUUGGCUUUUGGAGAUUCAAUUCUCGAUACUGGCAACAACAAUUUUCUCCUGACUUUUAUGAAAGGAAAUAUCUGGCCAUAUGGAAGGAGUUUCAGCAUGAGAAGGGCGACAGGAAGAUUUGGAAAUGGAAGAGUUUUCUCUGAUAUAGUUGCUGAAGGUUUAGGGAUCAAGAAGAUUUUACCAGCUUAUCGUAAGUUGUUCAAUUCUCCAAGUGACCUUAGAACUGGUGUUUGCUUCGCAUCAGGUGGUGCAGGAGUUGACCCUGUUACAUCCAAAUUGCUGAGAGUUUUAACGCCAAAGGAUCAAGUAAACGAUUUCAAAGGGUACAUAAGAAAGCUAAAGGCCACAGCAGGUCCUUCAAGAGCAAGUAGUAUAGUUUCAAAUGCAGUGAUUCUUGUUUCUCAAGGAAAUAAUGAUAUUGGAAUCUCAUAUUUUGGAACUCCAACUGCUGCUUUCCGAGGAUUAACUCCCAAUAGAUAUACCACUAAACUAGCUGGUUGGAACAAACAGUUUAUGAAAGAAUUAUACGAUCAAGGAGCGAGAAAAUUCGCGGUAAUGGGAGUGAUACCGUUGGGAUGUUUGCCUAUGACAAGAAUCUUCCUUGGUGGGUUCGUCAUCACGUGUAACUUCUUCGCGAAUAGAGUCGCAGAACAGUACAACGGAAAAUUGAGGAGCGGAACUAAAAGUUGGGGACGUGAAGCAGGUUUUAGGGGUGCAAAAUUUGUCUAUGUCGACAUGUACAACACUCUUAUGGAUGUUAUUAAAAAUUAUAGAAGAUACGGAUUUUCUAAUGAGAAAAAUGGGUGUUGUUGUAUGAUUACGGCUAUAAUACCAUGCCCCAACCCAGAUAAAUACGUCUUCUACGACUUCGUUCAUCCAUCCGAGAAAGCUUACAGAACAAUUUCUAAAAAGCUUGUCCAGGAUAUCAAGAAUGGCCUUGCCUGAUUUAUUAUAUAUACAAUGCUUUAUUUUAAUUUUAAUAACAGCCAUCGUUAAUAAUAGAAAUGAGAAGACAAAAAUCAUACAUGGCGAUCUCUCUGUUUUUCUUAUGUUAAAGAAUGUAUAAUCCAGUUUAUGUAUUGUUCACUUUAUAUAAUCCCAGAACAACAAAGGAGUUUGUUUACAAAUGUAA
This is a messenger RNA of Arabidopsis thaliana (thale cress), 1296 nucleotides long. RefSeq names its product extracellular lipase 4 (gene EXL4). Gene Ontology annotation, biological process: lipid metabolic process. The record is from RefSeq and is marked reviewed. The coding region runs from base 78 to 1109 and encodes 343 amino acids. The transcript has 5 exons. NCBI's taxonomy places the organism in Eukaryota, Viridiplantae, Streptophyta, Magnoliopsida, Brassicales, Brassicaceae. Gene Ontology annotation, cellular component: pollen coat; extracellular region. Gene Ontology annotation, molecular function: lipase activity; acyltransferase activity; hydrolase activity, acting on ester bonds.